Messenger RNA from Temnothorax curvispinosus, 1364 nucleotides. RefSeq names its product GTP-binding protein Rheb homolog (gene Rheb). Gene Ontology annotation, molecular function: GDP binding; GTPase activity; GTP binding. The transcript has 6 exons. The coding region runs from base 575 to 1123 and encodes 182 amino acids. Gene Ontology annotation, cellular component: plasma membrane. Gene Ontology annotation, biological process: small GTPase-mediated signal transduction. The record is from RefSeq and is a predicted model, not a curated record. NCBI's taxonomy places the organism in Eukaryota, Metazoa, Arthropoda, Insecta, Hymenoptera, Formicidae.
CACUUUCGGCACGAAAAUUCCAGUGGAUUUUCCAUCGGACGUCGCUCCCAUUCGAUCGAGCUGCUGACGCGCAAAUAUUCGGUACUUGACCGAUCGGUCGAUCGAUUAAUCGACUGCUCCGACCGCUCAUCCGAGUGCCAUGUCCUGGCUCGCGCCGCAAUUCGCGGCGGCCGUCGAACGUCGAACUGCGUCGAACUGUCAAACGCGUCAUCCGGAAGCCAGCCGGGUCUUAAGUGCGGAGGCAUACAUGACACAUGACGCCGAGUUAUAUACACGUCAUUGACGUCAUCUCGCUCUCUCUCUCUCCCUCCCUCCCUCCCCCCUCUUUGUCCGUCCCUCUCACUCUCUCUUUCCCUUCGUGCAUCGCGCGCGUACGCGUGCGUCCGUACUCCCGGACUACUCCGUAGUACGUGCAUCAAACGGUGCGUAGUUCGGAACGUUAUUUUCCCUCCGGCACCAAGUGCGAAGGUGCCGUCGAUCAGCGUCGAUUCGUGCGCGGCUCCUCCGAGGAAAAACCGUUCGCCGUUUCGUCAAUCCAAGGGGCGCUACGCACCGAUUUUGUAAAUGCUACAACAUGCCGCCCAAGCAGAGGAAAAUAGCUAUUUUGGGCUAUAGAUCCGUAGGUAAAUCAUCCCUCAGCAUACAGUUUGUCGAGGGACAAUUUGUAGACUCGUACGAGCCUACGAUAGAAAAUACGUUCACAAAGAGUACACGAGUAAAUAGUCAAGAUUAUGAACUCAAGUUAGUAGAUACGUCCGGACAGGAUGAAUAUAGUAUAUUUCCUACUCAGUAUUCGAUGGACAUCCACGGCUACGUCCUGGUGUAUAGCAUAACCAGUUCAAAGAGUUUUGAGAUUGUACAAAUUAUUUAUGACAAAUUACUCGACAUCACCGGAAAGCUCCAUGUUCCGAUCGUGUUAGUGGGCAACAAGACGGACCUGUACGUUGAUCGUAUGGUCACGACGGAUCAGGGAAAGCGUUUAGCAAACUCUUGGAACGCGGCAUUUCUAGAAACCAGUGCGAAACAAAAUGAGUCUGUUGCAGAUAUUUUUCACACGCUACUGAAGGAGAUCGAGAAGGCCAAUGGGAAUGUACAAGAAAAGUCGAAUUGCAUUAUUUGUUGAAGAACCCGAAUCAAUGGCGUUAACAAAAAUGUAAAUGUGUAAAAUUGGGUAAAAAAACCAUUGGCAUUAUCUGGCACACUCUGAUACCUUUACAAUCCCAUUAAGAUAAAUACAGGUGUCAAAAAGCGUUAAUAGGAAGGUGCAUGUGAAGCGGUUACAUUUAAUUUUUUUUUUCUCGCCAUACAAUAUGUUAUAAAUAAUUUAGUUGCAGAUAUUACACAUGACACAACAUUGGAUAAUA